Molecule: messenger RNA, 3165 nt
Organism: Stylophora pistillata
Lineage: Eukaryota; Metazoa; Cnidaria; Anthozoa; Scleractinia; Pocilloporidae
Product: scavenger receptor cysteine-rich domain superfamily protein-like
Biological process (GO): protein phosphorylation
Cellular component (GO): membrane
Molecular function (GO): ATP binding; protein tyrosine kinase activity
Source: RefSeq, a predicted model, not a curated record
CAAAGAGGGAAAGUUGGUUUUUGAGCGCUUUGAAUAUAAUCGGUGGGUGUUUCGGAAAACUGUUUUCAAGCUACCCUAAAUCGACGUACUACCUUCAAUUUUAUACACUUAUACUGUAUAUCAUUUCAAAGGAAUUGAUUUGUAUAUGCUACAGACGUUCUUUUGUGCGCACUGAAUAAGAGUGACCUACUAUUGAAAAAAGGAACACGGUGUUGUGGAAUGCGAAACUGAUUACUCAUAAGGAUGUUUAAAGCGUUGGGAAUGAAGCUUGGAGCAUUGAUAUUUCUUCUUGGAAGUAUUUUGAUGCCUCUCCGGAAAACAACAAGUGUUACUGUUCGUUUGGUGAGCCCCACCAAUUCGCCGUUCUAUGGUCGUGUUGAAGUGCUGCACAAUGGUGCAUGGGGAACCAUUUGUGACGACUAUUGGGAAUUGCAAGACGCUGAUGUAGUUUGUCGCCAGCUUGGAUACGACGGAGCUUUAUCAGCACCAAGUGCUGCAGCAUUUGAACAAGGAACUGGUCAGAUAUGGUUGGAUGACGUUGAGUGUCAAGGAAAUGAGACAUCAAUAUUACAGUGCAAUCACAGAGGAUGGGGAGUUGAGAACUGUGAGCAUAGUGAAGACGCUGGUGUGGUGUGUCCAAACACAGUUCGUUUAGUGGGCCCCACCAAUUCACCGUCUUCUGGUCGUGUUGAAGUGUUCUACAAUGGUACAUGGGGAACCAUUUGUGACGACUCAUGGGACUUGCAGGAUGCUGAUGUAGUUUGUCGCCAGCUUGGAUACGAUGGAGCUUUAUCAGAAUCUGGUGAUGCAAAAUUCGGACAAGGAACUGGUCCGAUAUGGCUGGAUGACGUGCAAUGUGUAGGAGAUGAGACAUUUAUAUCACAAUGCAAUCAUAAGGGAUGGGGAGAUCACAACUGUGGGCACAGUAAAGACGCUGGUGUGAUGUGCAGACUUGCAGUUGUUCGGUUACUGAAUUCCAAUAAUUCGCCUUCUUCUGGUCGUGUUGAAGUGCUGUACAACGGUACAUGGGGAAGAAUCUGUAGCCACCGCUGGGACCAGCAGGACGCUGAUGUAGUUUGCCGCCAGCUUGGUCACGAUGGAGCUUUAUCAGCCACUAUUGAAGCUAUAUUUGGGAGAGGAACCGUCCUGACAUGGCUGGAUUACGUUAACUGCGUAGGAAAUGAGAUAUCAAUAACACAGUGCAGUCACAGAGGAUGGGGAGUUCAUUCCUGUGGACAUUAUUCAGACGCUGGUGUGGUUUGCCGACCCAGAGCUCGUUUGGUGAGCCCCACCAAUUCACCGUCUUCUGGUCGUGUUGAAGUUUUUUACAAUGGUACAUGGGGAACCAUUUGUGACGACUCAUGGGACUUAAAGAACGCUAAUGUGGUUUGUCGCCAGCUUGGAUACGAAGAAGCUUUAUCAGCACGUGUUAAUACAGCAUUUCGACAAGGUAAAGGUCAGAAAUGGUUGGAUGACGUUAAAUGUGAAGGAAAUGAGACAACGAUAGUCCAGUGUCGCCACAGAGGAUGGGCAGUUCACAACUGUGGGCACAGUAAAGACGCUGGUGUGAUGUGCAGACUUGCAGCUGUUCGUAUAGUGAAGUUCUCAUUACCAAGCUCUGGUCGUGUUGAAGUACUGCACAAUGAUAGGUGGGGAACCAUCUGUGACGACUAUUGGGACAAAGAGGACGCUGAUGUAGUUUGUCACCAACUUGGAUACGAUGGAGCUAUACGAGCAGUUCAUCGCGCAGCAUUUGGACAAGGAACGGGCCAUAUAUGGUUGGAUGACGUGCAAUGUGAAGGAGAUGAGUUAUCAAUAUCUGACUGCACUCACUUAGGAUGGGGAGCCCACAACUGUCGUCACAACGAUGACGCUGGCGUAGUUUGCCAACCUACAGUUCGUUUGGUAAGCCGCACCAAUUCACCGUAUUCUGGUCGUGUUGAAGUUUUUUACAAUGGUACAUGGGGAACCAUUUGUGAUGACUCAUGGGGCUUACAGGACGCUGAUGUAGUUUGUCGCCAGCUUGGAUACGACGGAGCUUUAUCAGCUCCUGAUGAUGCAGCAUUUGGACAAGGAACUGGUCAGAUAUGGUUGGAUGACGUUGCUUGUAUAGGAAAUGAGACGUCUUUAACCCAGUGCAGUAAUGGAGGAUGGGGAAUUCACAACUGUGGGCACGAUAAAGUUGCUGGUGCUGUAUGCCAGCAACCAAAAGUUCGCUUGGUGAGUCCAAACGAUGCACCAUUUUUGGGACGCGUUGAAAUACAUUAUAGUGGUACAUGGGGAACAAUAUGUGGGGACUACUGGGACCUAAAAGAUGCUGAUGUGGUUUGUAAUCAGCUCGGAUACAAUGGAGCGUUUUCAGCCCCUAAAGAUGCAACAUUUGGAGAAGGAACGGGCCCAAUAUGGCUGAAUAGGGUGUGGUGUAGAGGAGAUGAGAAAUCAGUUUCACAAUGCAGUCACGCAGGAUGGGCAGGUCAUAACUGUGGUCAUAACAAGGAUGUUGGUGUGGUUUGCCGUCAGAUAAAAGAUGCACCAUCAGCCGCCCAAUCAAGCGCCGUCAUUCAAUUGGAUAAAGGAGAAGACAGGUCUAUUGAUUGCCCUGUGGAUAUUGGAAACCCUCCAGCUGUCAUCACGUGGUACAAAGGAAAUGAUACCAGCGGCGAAAAAAUGACUAGCUGCUCAACUCUGGAGGUUAAGAAUGCUACUUCAAGGGAUGAAGGAUGGUAUACCUGUUUUGCAAAAAAUGAAGUGGGAAGUACGACUGUCAGGUUCUGGCUACUCGUUGUUAAACCAGCAUCAAAUACAAUUACUCCAUCUUCACAAACAACUCCCACAGCUUCAGAACGCUCAGAAGUUUUCCUGACAGUAAUAAUACAGGGGAACUGUAGUAGACGCGUAGAAGUUGCUGUAGAAUUUCCAUAUAUGGCUUGUGCACUUGCCUUUAAGUUUGGCUGCUUAUCUGCAAACACUGUGAACACCAGGUGUGGUAGCGUUAUUCUGGACUUCAUAAUGAGGUUCGAUCAAAGAGUAGUAGUUAGCCGUGUUUUGACUCUCCUGGCGGUCGCAGCGAGGCAAGAAAAAUUCAGAGAUUUUAAAGUUGAUCCAGACUCAAUCAAACAAGUGUCCACACCCACAGAUGAAUUGGGAAUCGCAGCCAAAGAAUAG